AUGGUGGGGCAUUUCCCCCCAAUCUUAGGAGAGAUUCCAGCCAUCCCCGACCCACUCAACGUCGUGGGAAGUGGUGAUGAAAAUCCAUGUGAAAGGACGGAGACAACCAAUCCCGUUUACCCGCCGGCCGGAGAAGCCCCACCUCCCCUCUCCCAUUGGUCCUCAGGAAAAGACCACCGAGUUGAAAGCUCCGCCCUCAUUUUCCUAGAGCUAUCGCAGAAGUGCACCGCGCGGCCGGAGCUGACCCUGUCCUCCGCGCCCGUCGCUCAGGCUGGUGCGAGUUACUCUCGGCGGGUUCCGGUUGCCGGGGAGUCACGUCUUCAGCCCUUCUUCCCGGCAAAGGAGUCCUCAGAUGGCCAUCUGCGGCCUCCGGUGAGCGGACUUGUGCUCCUGGCACGGCGGCUGCAGGCGAGAAGGGGCGAGAAGGCGGGGACUUCUGUGUCUGGGUCCCGGGGUCCCGCUCGUCUGCGCAUGCUCUUUCGGGACGUCCGCGUCCUCCGAUGCGCGUACGGGUGGCGGAAAGUUCCUCGCAGGCCGAGGCCAACCUUCGGCCCCUGCGGGAGUGGGUCUGGAACCUCUGGGUUUGCCUUAGGCUUCAGGUUAUGUGUCUUCCGUUUCGACAUUUCUGGAUCCUCUGGGUCACUCCCUGCGAGAGGAGAAUCGAAACCAGACACGGAGCAUACUGAAAAUGCCGGAGAAGCGUGUUGCCAACGCGCGCCCGGGGAGAGUGGUUCCCGGGGUGCUUCGGGAAAGGGCGACGCGGAUGAGCCCGACUGCACCCAGCCAAGGGGCGGGAGCAGAACCGGGUUAUUUUAGCCAUCUUAAGAAUGAGGUCUCCCAUCAAUAUCUCGGCUUAAAGCCUCGGGAUCAAGGAAAAGAAUCAGACACUGAAGCAUAGAAAAGCUGAAGUGUGUCCCGCAGGACGAUUCCUGGCGAGCUGCGGAGUAGCCGGAUGGCCCCUAUGCAGUAUUUUCCCUGCUCUAGUU
Perognathus longimembris pacificus (Pacific pocket mouse) is the source of this 986-nucleotide messenger RNA. RefSeq lists its product as uncharacterized. The record is from RefSeq and is a predicted model, not a curated record. NCBI's taxonomy places the organism in Eukaryota, Metazoa, Chordata, Mammalia, Rodentia, Heteromyidae. Bases 1 to 816 code for a protein of 271 amino acids. The transcript is spliced from 4 exons.